AUGUCGUCCAGCGAGUUUGUCCACGUCAUGGAGUCGUUUACUCUCCAGCCGGACAAAUUACAGGAGUUUUUUGAGGCCGUGAACCCUGUUAUUAUGAAACUCGAGAAAACCGACCCCCACGUUUGGCACAUCUACGCCAUUCAUACAAAGACAGCGGAUGGGCUAGACCAUGUGGUCUUGGUUGAAAAGUAUGGUUGUUCGGCUCUCCAAAUGACAGGUAUUGGCGCUGACAAGCUCUUUAACAAAAGGUUCUCUAACGAGGAGGCCAUGGAGCGCGUUCACGGCUCUCCACUAUUGGUAGAAAUGGCCAAAAAAAUCAAUCCUCUGUUGGAAGAACCGGCCGAAUUCAAGCAUGGACAAGUCGUGCUCGGAUUCCAAGACCGUCAACGUUGA
This is a messenger RNA of Talaromyces rugulosus, 393 nucleotides long. RefSeq lists its product as uncharacterized. The coding region runs from base 1 to 393 and encodes 130 amino acids. The record is from RefSeq and is a predicted model, not a curated record. The transcript is spliced from 2 exons. Lineage: Eukaryota; Fungi; Ascomycota; Eurotiomycetes; Eurotiales; Trichocomaceae.